Entrophospora sp. SA101 is the source of this 852-nucleotide messenger RNA. The record is from the annotation of a GenBank genome assembly. NCBI's taxonomy places the organism in Eukaryota, Fungi, Glomeromycota, Glomeromycetes, Entrophosporales, Entrophosporaceae.
AUGGACCAUCAAUGUGAUUGUAAAAAUCAUUUAUUUGGAAAUACAAAAACCGAAUUUAAAAUCUUGGCUGAAAUUGCUUUAGAGAAAAAAUUUGAAGAGCGCAAGAUUGGUUUAACUCUUCAUUUUGAACAAGAACAACGAUGGAGAUUUAACGUAAAUUUUAUUUUUGACUGUAUAAAUCAACAAAAUGGAGAUUUCAUUUUCAAGCCUACAACAAACGGCCAAGACAAUAAUGAGAACGAAUUGCAGAAUAAUAAAUUUUAUCAUUCAACAAUCUUACGCAAACCUACAUUAUGGAAAGUUACUUAUAACGACAAUGUCAACAACGACAACGAUAAAGAAGACGAGAAGUCACAAGCUUAUGUUAAUUUAUUACAAAAAUCAUGUCAAUUGUCGAUAAAAUCAAGAAAUCAAACUUUCCAAAAAAUUCAAAAUGUUUAUAGAAUCGGUAACGGUUCAAAUCAUCUUAAAGUUCCAUACAAAUUCACCUAUUCAACCAAAGACAACGACAGUAACGAAGUCAACAGAUUAAGAUCACGCGGUGGUGAUCGUAUAAUGAAUCCUUUAUCAUUCGAAUGUUCACCUAGUUUCUUUUAUCCACAAGAAUCAACAACUCACAGGUUGCUGAUGUCAAUAACAAAGCAUAAACCAAUUUUAAGACAAUCAUUGAAAUUGUCAUCAACUAAAAAAUCUAUCAUAGCCACAAGCACCACAAACUCCACCAUACCUCCACCAUCACCUAGAAACUUCACAUAUUCUCCGCCCCUUCAAUCAGAAACAAACACUUCAAGAUUAGAAGAAAAGAAAAUUUUAUUCAAAAUUCCUUCAAGAUGGGCACGGGGUCCAAGAUAA